CGGAGGGGGCGCGCCAUGGCGGGCGGACGCGCCUUGGCCGGAGCAGCGCCGGAGGAGCCGCUGGAGCGCCGCCGCUGCCGGUACCUGCGCACGGGCCGGGCCUGCUGCCAGAUGGUGGAGGUGCUGCUCGCCGUGCUGGUCCUCGUCUGCAGCUCCGUGUCCGGCGGCUCGGUGGGAGGAUACACCGGCCUCCCCGCCCUGGGGGGCAUCUACUACUACCACUACGGCGGGGCCUACAGCGGCUUCAGUGGAGCGGACGGGGAGCGAGCCCAGCAGCUUGACCAGCGUUUCUACCUCCUGAAGCUGCCCAUUGCAAGGGCGGCGAUGGCCGUGGGAGGGUGUCUCCUGGUCUUCCCUUGUAUUCUUAUUUUGGUUGGUGUUCUCCAGGUACCAUGGCAUUUCCCAGCAUGGCUGCUAAUUGAAUGCGCCCUGGACAUAGCGAUUGCAGUUGGCACAGUGCCUGCUCUGUACUAUUUCUUCCAUUCUAUGGUGGGAGUUUAUAAUUCAUCAGUGUGCAAAGAGAGAGAGCAGCUUUAUCAAAGCAAAGGCUAUCAGGGCUUCAGCUGCAGCCUGCAUGGGGCAGAGGUUGCUGUUGGCCUUUUAGGCUGCAUGGCCACUGUGGCAUACCUGCUGAGUGCAGUCCUGGCUGUCAGAGGGUACAGGGCAGUUUGCCAACAGAAACAGAAGCCAGUACAAUUAUAAGAGCUUUCAAAUGAUUCCUCCACUCCAGUAAUGGUCAUGAUUUUUGCCAGUCUCCUUAGAUGAAGCAGUAUGCUUUCCUUGCUUCUAGGCAGUGCAGCCUUAAUGCUGCAGCAGAACACACACCAAGUGGGUGUAGCUCUAAAUAUGGUAGUCAGGCUGUUCCUAACUUGAGUUUGCGUUAUUGAAUUAUUAUCGACUCAAAGCUAAUCCAAUGACUUGUCUCCUGCCUCACAGGCAGCCCUUCCGUCCCACUGUUGGGUGUCCUGUUCUCCUCCAGUGAGGUCUUGCUACAAGUCCUGCCACUACAUCUUUCUGCUGCUGAACAGCUUUGUGUAACCAAAACUGUCAUUACAAAAGGCACAUGACUUCACUGAGAACAGAUCUCUUAAAAACAAGGGGUUGAGGCCCAUGGUUGUGGCAGCUAAAUAUUGCUUCCUUGUAGGUCUCUUGGAAUUAACAGCGCAGUGUGAACAUGGCAUUUAUAAGGCCAUCAAAAAAUCCUAAAAAUACCUUGCAAAAUGAUGGAUACACUCGGUAUAACUUGUGACACAAUGUCAUUUCAAACUCCUGGAGAGGGCUCAUUUUUGUAUGAAAUGGUCUUUUAUAUAACUUGUAUACAACAGUUUUGCUUAAAAAGAUGCCCUAAGUUGGGAUAAUCAGACAAAAGCUUUAAGAGAUCAAAGCGGUUUAAUGUACAAGUAUAUUGUUUUCAAAAUACAUUUUUAAUGUACAAGUUGGGGAAAUGA
Neopelma chrysocephalum (saffron-crested tyrant-manakin) is the source of this 1448-nucleotide messenger RNA. It is a transcript of the gene MARVELD3, whose product is annotated as MARVEL domain containing 3. The record is from RefSeq and is a predicted model, not a curated record. Bases 16 to 702 code for a protein of 228 amino acids. The transcript is spliced from 3 exons. NCBI's taxonomy places the organism in Eukaryota, Metazoa, Chordata, Aves, Passeriformes, Pipridae. Gene Ontology annotation, cellular component: membrane.